Messenger RNA from Nymphaea colorata (pocket water lily), 2404 nucleotides. RefSeq names its product protein S-acyltransferase 24. NCBI's taxonomy places the organism in Eukaryota, Viridiplantae, Streptophyta, Magnoliopsida, Nymphaeales, Nymphaeaceae. The coding region runs from base 240 to 2114 and encodes 624 amino acids. Gene Ontology annotation, molecular function: protein binding; palmitoyltransferase activity. The transcript is spliced from 13 exons. The record is from RefSeq and is a predicted model, not a curated record. Gene Ontology annotation, biological process: protein palmitoylation. Gene Ontology annotation, cellular component: Golgi membrane.
AGUGGUACAGGCAAGAAGGGAGGAAGGAGGGAGGAGGGUGAGGAAGGCGUGGCCGAGUCAAACAUCUGUCCAUUUCCACCAAUUCUCCCUCCAAAAUCAGAUGGUAGGCGGGCGGUGGCGCUGCUGCUGGUGGCGGUGGUCGUCGUCGUCGUAAGCGUAGGAGGUUGGGAUUUGGAAGGAAGGGACAAGGGUGAGAAGCGGCACGUCGCCUGCCAUUUCCGCUCCUCCUCGGACCGGAGAUGGCGUCGGAAAUCGUCGAGGUCGUGACGGAGGGAGGCGAGCAAUCGGCUGCCAAUGCCGGCGAUGAGUCCCUUAAGAACGAUGUUUACACUGCUGCGGCCUACGGCGAUCUGGAGAAGUUGCAGAGACUCGUCGAGGUUGAAGGCUGUUCCGUCUCGGAGCCUGAUGGGCUCGGCUACUACGCGUUGCAAUGGGCGGCACUCAACAACCGCAGCGCCGCCGCUCGAUACAUACUCGAGCACGGAGGAGACGUGAACGCCGCGGACCACACGGGGCAGACGGCGCUCCACUGGAGCGCGGUACGCGGGGCGAUUCAGGUCGCGGAGAUCUUACUUCAGGAAGGGGCUCGCCUCAACGCGGCGGACAUGAACGGUUAUCAGACGGUGCAUGUUGCAGCACAGUAUGGGCAGACAGCUUUCUUGUAUCACAUUGUUAUGAAAUGGAAUGCUGAUAGUGAUACCCCUGAUAAUGAUGGAAGGAGUCCACUGCAUUGGGCUGCUUAUAAAGGCUUUGCUGAUUGCGUUCGACUGCUUUUAUUUUUAGAUGCUUUUCGGGGAAGACAAGAUAAGGAAGGAUGUACUCCACUUCACUGGGCUGCUAUUAGGGGAAAUCUAGAGGCAUGCACAGUCUUAGUGCAAGCAAGUAGGGGGGAGGACUUGAUGGUGACAGAUAAUACCGGCUUCACCCCAGCACAACUUGCAUCAGAAAAGGGUCAUCUGCAAGUCGCUUUUUUCCUUUCAAAUGCUAAAAGGGUGUUUGACAAACGGUGUGAUGGGAACAGCCGCCUUGGGAAAAUUAAGAGAUUAGGUCUAGCACCUAUUCUUUGGUGUAUAAUCAUAGUUCUUCUUGUCACAUACAUCCACUCUGUUAUUGCAACAACAUCCCUUUUGAAGUUAACAGCUGUGAUUGGACUUUUUGCCUGGCUUGGUGUUUUCUUUGCCACUGCUGGCCUUGUAAUGUUUUACAGAUGUAGCAGAAAGGAUCCUGGUUACAUAAGGACAAAUGCACGUGGUCCCGGAAACCUUAAAGAUGUUGAUGAGCCAUUAUUGAAAACAGAACUAAAUCAUCCUGCAUUACUUGCCGGAAAUUGGUCACAGCUCUGCUCCACUUGCAAGAUAGUCAGACCUCUGCGAUCAAAGCAUUGCACCACAUGCGACCGUUGUGUUCAACAGUUUGAUCAUCAUUGUCCUUGGGUAUCAAAUUGCAUUGGCAAGAGAAACAAAUGGGAUUUCUUAAUGUUUCUUAUUCUGGAAACUAUUGCCAUGCUGGUAACUGGUGUUAUAACUUCAAUAAGAAUCUUUUCUGAUCCAUUUUCUCCAUCUUCAUUUGGAGCAUGGAUGAGCCAUGCUGGGACCCACCAUCUUGGGGCAAUAUCAUUUCUGAUCGCAGAUGUGUUUCUUUUUUUUGGUGUUGCAGUUUUGACCAUUGUUCAGAUUUCUCAGAUCUCUCGCAACAUCACUACGAAUGAAAUGGCAAAUGCCAUGCGCUACAGCUAUCUGCGAGGGCCAGGAGGCAGAUUCAGAAACCCAUACGACCAUGGUGUGUGGAAGAACUGUUCUGACUUCCUGAUAAACGGAUACAAUGAAGAUGUGGAGCGUCUAGAAUGGCCUAGCCAUUCUGAAGGCCCUAGCGUGAUUCAAAUGGCCAAAAAUCCUGUAACUAGAGGUUCUGAAAAUGGUUCGCAGAAAGGAAAUGCCAACGGACACGUAUGUGUGGAUGUGGAAUCCAGGAAGUCAAGAGUUCAUGGGCACGCACACUCGUCUCAUUGCAAAGACAACCAUGAGAAGACGGAGUCAGUCCCUCUUGGUCUAGGUCUUGGUUUGGGAAGAAGUGGCAUUUCUCAUCAAAAUGGUCGUGCUGUUGUAGCUUCAUGAUUUGCUGGCUGGCAGUGAAGUUAAGGGUUAUGAGGCAAGAUAGCUUUAACGUGUGCUGGGAGCGAUUGCGGCUGUGCCAUUUGUUUCACCAUAGUCUCUGUAUUAGUUAUUCUUACCUGUGAAAUGAAAAAGGAGUGGUUGUAGGUCCGGGGCAGUCAUCUUUGGAAUUAUUGUUAGAUCCACAGGGCUCGCUGUACCAUGAGUGAGACUGGAUUACCCAAAUGAAAAAAUCAUGAAUGUCUUGUUACGGGUUCCACUUGUUCCUAAUCAUAUUCUUCCUUUGCACGUCA